CUGAGCUGUGGCUGUGUGCAGAGAGGCUGCGAAUAAAACAGAUGUGUUUGUUAUAAAUUUCAGGGCUGUCUAGACUUUCCUUUACAAAAGUGGACAUUUGAGCUUAAAUCUGGAAUUUUCUUUAGUUUGUUAUUUUUUUUCCAACUAAUUCUGUAAGGUGGCUGUGAAGUAGUACAAACAAGGAGAGAUGAAAUGGAGAAGUCAAAGGAACAGGGAUCGGUGAAAGAUGAGGACCAGUUUUAUCAUCAGGGUGCACUGGAGCUGCUGGUCUUUAACUUUUUGCUCAUCCUUACAAUACUCACUAUUUGGCUGUUUAAAAACCAUCGAUUCCGCUUUUUGCAUGAAACAGGAGGUGCCAUGGUUUAUGGUCUUAUCAUGGGAUUAAUUUUACGAUAUGCUACAGCACCAUCUCAUUUUGAAAAUGGAGUAGUCUAUGACUGUGAGAAGCUGAAGGCCGGUUUGCCCACUCUGCUUAUCAACGUAACAAAUCAAGUGUACGAAUAUCAAUACAAAAGGGAAAUCAGCCGGCAGAAUGUCAAUGCACACCAGGGCAAUGCAAUGCUGCAAAAGAUGACUUUUGAUCCUUCAAUCUUCUUCAAUGUUUUAUUACCUCCCAUUAUAUUUCAUGCAGGAUACAGUUUAAAGAAAAGGCAUUUUUUUCGUAACUUGGGAUCAGUUUUAGCAUAUGCCUUUUUGGGGACUGCCAUCUCUUGUAUUGUUAUAGGGGUGAUUAUGUAUGGCUUUGUAAAGGCGAUGGUCCAUGUUAAUCAGCUGAAGAACGGCGACUUCCAUUUCACCGACUGUUUAUUAUUUGGUUCUCUGAUGUCCGCUACAGAUCCAGUGACAGUCUUGGCGAUCUUCCACGAGCUUCAUGUUGAUACAGAUCUUUACACUCUCCUUUUUGGUGAAAGUGUCCUAAAUGAUGCUGUGGCUAUUGUCCUCACACAUUCGAUAUCAAUUUACAGUCCCAAAGAGAAUCCCAAUGCUUUUGAUGCUGCUGCCUUCUUCCAGUCCGUGGGGAAUUUUCUUGGGAUCUUUGCUGGAUCAUUUGCUAUGGGGUCUGCCUAUGCAGUUGUCGCUGCUUUGUUGACAAAGUUUACCAAGCUGUGUGAGUUCCCCAUGUUGGAAACUGGCCUGUUUUUCCUUUUGUCAUGGAGUGCCUUCUUGUCUGCUGAAGCUGCUGGUCUUACGGGGAUAGUGGCAGUCCUUUUUUGUGGAGUAACACAGGCCCAUUAUACAUACAACAAUCUGUCAACAGAAUCUAGAAUGAGAACUAAACAGUUGUUCGAGUUCAUGAACUUUUUGGCUGAAAAUGUUAUCUUCUGUUAUAUGGGAUUAGCAUUGUUCACAUUCCAAAAUCACAUCUUCAAUGCACUGUUUAUAUUUGGAGCAUUUGUGGCAAUUUUCAUAGCAAGAGCCUGUAACGUAUACCCAAUUUCUUUCAUUCUCAACUUGGGCCGAAAACAAAAGAUUCCUCAAAAUUUUCAACAUAUGAUGAUGUUCUCAGGUUUACGUGGUGCAAUAGCCUUUGCACUAGCUAUACGAGACACGGAAUCUCAGCCCAAGCAAAUGAUGUUUACAACUACCUUACUAAUUGUGUUCUUCACAGUUUGGGUACUUGGAGGAGGCACUACACCGAUGCUUACAUGGCUCCAAAUCAGGGCUGGUGUAGAUCCAGAUGAGGAUCUGAAGACUGAAAGUGGUACUCAGGCUGCAAGCAACCUAGAUAAAAAUACAACGAAAGCAGAAAGUGCCUGGCUCUUCAGAAUAUGGUAUGGUUUUGACCAUAAAUAUCUGAAGCCCAUUCUCACCCAUGCUGGGCCACCACUUACUACAACUUUACCUGAAUGGUGUAAUCCUGUGGCCAGGUUAUUGACUAGUCCACGAGCAUAUGGGGAGCAACUGAAGGAUGAUGAUGCGGACUUUAUCAUCAAUAAUGAUGAACUGACUCUGAAUAAUGAAGCCUCAGCCCUUCCACCAAUGCCAGCACAAAUAAGAUUAGGAUCAACCCAUCCUGCAGAUGAAGGAAAUAUUUAUGAAGGAGACCUUGGUUUAGGAGGAUAUGAACUCCAGCCAGAACCCGCAUCAGGUCAAUCUCGGAUGGUUUCCUCACACUAAUAUUCAGUGAAUACAUGUAUUGUGAGGAUGAUGGGGAACACAGAAGCCAUGUUUAUUAUGCAGAGCUUUCCAGAAGCCUGAAAAUGUAUUAAGGGCAUCAACUGAAAAGAAACAAAACCUUGCUGAAUCUAUAGCUGAGCCUGAAGGAAUGAAAAUUUAUUACCAUCCUUAUAUAUAAUACAACUACAUUUGAUUUUUCUGACAGUGGCAAUUUUUAAUAAUGGAAUUGAGGGCACCGUCUGUCUGCUACUGGGACAUUACAUAUGCGCUCCUACUCUCUGAUCAUGCUUCAUCAUCUCCGUUCCUAUCUCACAAACGCACAAAGCCCUUUGAAUGCUAUUCUUCUAAUUAAUUCAAGAGAGAGGGAAGGAUGGGAAUUUAGUUAACGAGUACAUGCUCCACAGAUCACAGACACUGCAAUACUGUUCCUCCCUUACCAAUAGACUGCCUUAUGGGGUAAAAUGGACAGAUAUUCUUUUUUUACACUCUAGAGGGGAUUUCCCUUUUCUCACUGUUGUUACAAACCCGUGUGAGUCUUUCAGUCUGUGGCAGUUUGCCUUUACUAAUGCAGCUCAUAAAACUGAUAUAUGAGCUGCUGAAACUUAAACAAAUCAAUAGCGGGGCCUUGAGAUUAUUAUUUUGAUUGAGCAUGAUCACACAUAUAGAUAAUUAUGUUUUCCCCCAAUCCAUUUGUUCAUAGUUGAGUAUAUAUUGUUCAUUACAUGUAAGACACAAAAUUCAUUUGCCAGCUUUCAGGGAUGUUGACAAGCCUUUGGCUCCAAGUCCCAAGUCUGACUCCCAAGUCUUUGGUACCAAGUUCUGAGUCCCAAGUCCAAGUCGCUAAUAGAAACAAGCUUUUUUCCCAGGAAAAAAGGGAGAGGUGGGCGGGUUCCAAGUCAUGACUCAAGUCCGAGUUGAGUCACCAGGGCAACUUAAGUCUGACUUGACACUGCGUCUCAUGACUCAAGUCCCCAUCUCUGCCAGCUUGAUGCAUUCUUUCAUCAGAUUCCCUACUGUUAUGCACUUACUUUAGGAAUGUGGGCUGAGAAUUGGGCUAAGUGAAGAAAGGGAGAGAGAGAGAGAGAGAGAGAGAGAACAUAAUGUAUAAGACUUUUAAAACAAUGUAUGCAAAAUCUUAUCUAAGGGCAUAAAGAAGGAAAAGAAAUAGACCUUGAUACAUAACCACUCUGCAUGUAGCAUGGAACAAAGGUCACCUGAAUCAUGAGCACAAUGAUACUGCUGCUCUCACCCACAUUCCAGGAAGCUUUGUGGUGGUGCAUCAAUGAAUAGUUUGUGGCCGUGAACAAGAACCACUUGUUUAUUGCAUAAUAUGAUACAGAUAGGGAUGAAGUAGGAGAAGAGUGCCGUCAGAGUCAAGAUGGUUACUAAAUAAAUGUGCACAAGGCUGCUAGAUGGCUUCCUAGAUAAGACUGAUACCUUUAAGAAGCACAGAGUGGACAGCCUUUCGCCCCCCCCCCUUUCACAGCUGUUCAACCCAGACACAAACCAGCAGGUUUUCAUUUCACAGGGCAUCAAAACUAUCAUCUCCUCAUUUGCCGGUUUCUUGACAGCUGUUGUUUAAAAUGCACGCCAUUCGUUGCCCUGCUUCUAUGCAUGUUAAUCUCCUUUGGAAUCCUCGAGACCUAUAGUUUUGACAUCAUCUUUGGUACUCAUUAUAUUUGACUCCACCAUUAUCAAAAGUACCCAAACAUAUCUAAUUGCUUAUUGGUGUAUUUUGUACUGUUGUAUUAGUAUUUUGGCUUACAUAUGAUAUUUGUACAGUUUUUCAAAAAGUUAAUCUUCAGUGGAACAGGAAUAAGAAGGAAACAUAGAAGCAACCACAGGAAUAAGAAGGAAGCAUUCUACCUGUAGGUGAGGAAGGGAAUAAUCUAUCAAUUUCACUUUUCUCCUGCAUCUGAAUUUUUUAAAAUCUUGUUUCUUUCACUCCUGAACAUACGAUUUUCAAAAUUUUCAAAAACAAACUGGAAUUCGAUUUCCCAUUGUUUUCACAAAUUCCUAUCUGCAUGUGAUUGUCCUCACCAUAUAUUUCUAAUUUAUUGGGCUUUCAUACAAACCUCUUUAGCCAAAUGAACAGAAAGUAAGAUGUUUGCAUUUUUGCAAUAAAGUUUUCCAAACUUAUACGCAUGAAGAUUUUAAAUACUAUCAAUGCAGAUCUCAUCUAUUAAAUCUAUAUGUUGCAUCAUAUACUUCAUCUCUAACUUACAACAACAAUCUAACACAAGCAAGUGAUAGAGUUGUCUCUAAGGAGUCAUUUUAGCUUUUUAGUCAGUAUUACUAAAUGAGUUAGCAUUGCUUACUUAAUCAUCAGUGUGAGAUUUUAUUGGACAUAUUGCAAUAUUGCAAUAUUGCAAUAUGUCCAAUAAAGUGUGUAUUCAAAGGCCUAUCUCUAUGAAUAUAUCCUAGCACUAUUACACAACUUUAAGUUCAAGAAAUGAACUGAAAUUCAGCUGAUUUAUUUCUUUUCCCAUAUGAGAUUUAUUGAUUGUUUUGUGUGUUUGUGUUUGUAUCUGCAUAUAACCCUAAGGGCAUUUACCAGUUGGACAGUCUACAGAAAUAAAGAAAUAAACAAGCAAUCUGUUCCAUAGAAAA
Pogona vitticeps (central bearded dragon) is the source of this 4728-nucleotide messenger RNA. NCBI's taxonomy places the organism in Eukaryota, Metazoa, Chordata, Lepidosauria, Squamata, Agamidae. The record is from RefSeq and is a predicted model, not a curated record.